UUCGGUCAACCAUAGCACCUUCGCAUUCAGCUGGUUAGCAAGUAGCUGGAGCUGGUGGGGCUCUUUAGGGUGAGCUGCAAAACCAGCCUACGAGCAGAGCUCGCUGGCCUGAGUUUGUUUGCAAGGGACGUUGAGUUGCAAAGGUGGUGAGGGGAGAGCUUGUAAUAGAAUUCCAGAAAGCUGCACUGCAGCCGGACUGCUAACAAAAGGAUCCAGCCUGCAGCCUUGCGUUGCUCCUACAGCCAGAGCAGGGUUUUUCUUCUAGAGCCAAGAGCAGAAAACACGAAUCGCUUCACCUCUGCCCAUACUGCCAUCUCUUGGAAUGGAAGCAAAACUGGAAACCUGCUGAUAGAAUCUCACAGCGCGGCACAAAGGGAAAAGGAACCACUUCUGGAGCAGCUCACUUGAGCACAAAGGCUGGAGAGGUUGAGCCAGAAUGUCUUCUGAAGUCUUUCUGAAGGAAAUGCAAACCAUUGGCGAGAAGCUUCUCCUUAAGCUCCAGAAACUGCCCAAGGCUGACCCUGUGGAGAUCGUGUCCUUCUGUGUGGUGCUCCUGUUUAUCGUUACUGUUCUGGUGCUGAUGAUCAUUGCUUGCAGCUGCUGCUGCUAUAGCUGCUGUAGCUUCAGUGAGGGUCCUGACCACAGACGUAGGAAGGCCCAAGUCCGCCCGACUGCGCAUCCAUGAAGUGCAUCAAGAGGUGACAUAAACCCAUUAUCAAGGACAUGCAUGGACAUCAUGAUUCAGUCCCAAGGGAAUGACUCUCAGCACUAAUGCACUGGAAAUGGCAUUAACAAUAUUAAUGAGUAUCACUCAGAGGACCAGAAAUCACGGCAUGAAAUUCAUUCUUUCUCUGACAGCUACUGCUGGGCUCCAUGGUGUGAGCAGAAAGGUAACACAACUUUACCAUAACUGUCUCCCUGUUCAGGGUGGGCUGGGAGUGCACAGAUACCUGCUUCUGAUAAAACAGACACACUUACCCAAUAACAGUCCUGCAGCUGGGCUAGCCAAGGGUUCCUUUUGUGAGCAUCAGGCCACAGACCAACACAGAGAAUGUGUGAGCUGCCAUGUGGCCAGAGAGCACCUACUAUCUUCACAAGUGGCUAAUCCAGAAGGAUGAUGCUGGGUGCUAGCAAAACCACUGACAUCGCUGGGAUGCUGACAUGCUCAGUACAUCUUGGAUCAAGCCCCAACCUGCUCUCUCAAAAGCCAUGUGCAAUAGACACCUUUAGCUGAGAUGACUGCUGAAAACAACAAAUUGUCAACCUUCUGAUGUAAAUAUAUCUUCUGAGGCUCCGUGUACAGCUCCCUGACUACAAAUGCUCCCUGCCUUAUUUCGUCAGUGUCACGAUGUGAAAUUGUCCAAAAGAAAAAUCAGAUCACGUGCAAUACCCUCUGUAAACAGAAAGUUGAAGGCAUUUGGGAAAAAUUCACUGAUGUUACAGUUUAAUUUGAUAAACGUGCUUCCUCCCAGCUCCCAUGUGGUAGUUAGAUCUUUCAUGAAUUCAGCUCUCCUGCAUAUUGCAGGUGAGUGGUCCUUAGAGCAUGGGAGUUACAGGAGACAGACAAACCCCCAUCCUUACUUGAGGGACCUGUAUGCCUGACUCAGUGCACUGUGUGCAGCUUAUUUCAGUGGACAUAAACAAUAUGCCUAAGGUAUGUUUAUUAGCAGACACAAAGGCAUUUCAAAGGAGUGACACGCAGUAUGGUAAUUGUCACUUCAGGGUAUACAUGCAGCAGCUGACAGCUGGCAUUGUGACAAAGCACGGCCAAGAAUGGCCUGUACAGCUGAAGUUACCAAGUGAAAAUAAAACCCUAUUCCAUGCUGCAGCCACUGUGUAUGUUUGGUUUACACUGCGCUGAACUUUUAGGAAUUUCUCUAAGUACAAGGCUGUGGUGCAGACAAGGACUUUCGUAACUGGGACAGCCAAAUGCAAGAUCAUCGUAUUGCAUCUAACUCUGCAAGCCACUGGGCUUCUUUUCAGCCCAAAGUGUGAGAACAGUCACCUUUAUGAGAAGGUAUAAAAAGCUGAGUACUCAAAGAUAAGCCAUCUUCUAACCCUCGCAUUCCACAUUCUAAGUGCACAGGAGUCAAAGGGAUUACACAUAUGUACACUAGAACCAAGUCCAGCAAGAGAAAAAAGAAUCAAGUUUUUAACAGUGGGAUUUUAAGUAUUUUCAUGCUUCAGAAGGGACAACAAAAUGGGAACUUUGUAAAGAGACCUCUUUUCUCUGACGCCUGGCCCAAAUUACUAGAAUGCAUGUUACAUCAGCAGCUUCUCAUGUAUUUAAUGCACUUAAAAAAAAAAAAAUUAGGUAUAUUGCAUUUUUUUCCAGUUGCAUAUUGGAAUAAAUCUGCAGCCACCAACACACAGAAUAGUCCAAACGUUCUGACAAAGUUCCUCAAACCAGCAACGUUACUUUAAAAUUAAUUAAAAACAAAACAGAAACAACAUUUUAAAAAAACUAACUAAAACCAACAACCUUCCAGCAGAAAAUGGGGAUGUUCCUUAGAAACUAAGCAUUUGAGCCCCAACUUGAUAACUGCAAUAAAACGAGGACUGUACCUGUAUAAGCUGCUGCACACACAGCCACGUUAAGGCCAACAAAUUGCUGGCCUUUAUUAUGCUGUCCCAAAGCUGCCACUUCCAACAAAUAUUCUAGGAUAGGCUAAGCUGAGGCAUGGCAUCAAUUUACUGCAUUCAACACGCUGAGAUGCAUCCCAUUAACCUCUCUGUCAGAUGUUUUUGCACAUUUCAUUUACAAACAAGUGACAAUCAAGGUGACACAGGGAGCCUCAGAACCCCUCUUUUUUGCAGUAGACAGACUCAGCAGACAUUUCAGUUUCUAAGCUAAAUCACAAGACCUGUGAAAGAACAGAGCUUACUUUCUUUCUUUCCUAGCCUGUGCUAGACAGUGCCAGCUCCAGCAGUUAACAGAAUCCCAUUGAGAAAUGUUUCAGCAGCAUGGAACCAGGCUGUGCUAACAGUUAGGAGGAAGCUCAGCAGGCUGGAAACAUACCAACAGCUCUGACAGGUUGCUGUCAAUGGGAACGAGCUGCCAGGCGCUAUUGCGAAAGGAAAGCCACAGCUACAUUUUCCCAGUCGUGUUACAAGUUAAACCACUGACAGAUACAAGGCAGGGGAUAAGAGAAAUUGCUCCUUUCUUAUUUUCCCACUGUAAGUUCAUGAAUUAGAAGCAGAGAAUAGAUACAGUGCUGUUAGGGAAAAAAAAAACAGAGAGAAGGAAAGAAAAUUAAGCAAUUUUGUAAAGAAUGCAUCUGGCUUUUGGAGAAGCCACAAAGGAGAGAAGGGGCCAUGGGCCAAUUUCUGCACAGUUGCCUGCACCUGACAUUUUUUGUUGCUGCUUUGUUUCAUCCUUUAUUCACACAAAGGGACCUGGAAUGCCCUGAGCACUAGUGAGGAUGGAUCCUCUGUUUCAGAAAGCACAGAGGAGGACAGACUACUGAAAAACUGUUUCAAACACAGCAGUUUGAGUGAGCCCGGAAGAAACUGCAAGGGGAAACAGUUACUUCAGUCCUGAUGGUACAAGUGUUGGAAUUGCCUCUUUUCCUGAGAAACCCAAAGUAGAUCACAGCCUCUACAGAAGAAGCAGCUAAAGCUUUAAUGACCGUUUAAUGGAAUAGCUUCUAUUCUGUAACAUCAUCUGUCAGGUUUCAAAGAGACUUGCUUGGCUUGUGAAAAGGAGGUUUCCUUCCACUCAUAUCACUCCAAUCUUCCUUCUCCCCUCCCACUUCUCUUGAGCACUUUCCCUCUGUUCUUCCUCAAUUAAGAAAGUAACAGGAAGAGUUUAUGCUGCAGCUAACAGCAGUACAAGGUUCUAUGACUUCAGUCACCUAACCUGUCAUGAUGAAAUUUGGACUAGAGGGUAGUGUUGUUCAGAGUCCACUUUACACAUAGCAGCCUCCUAACAGAGCUUGUAAUACAGACACAGUCAAGACCCAAGAAACAAAUUCCUCUUCCCCUCCCCACUGCAACUUUCCUAAGAUAGAGGACACAGACCUCUACAAGCACCCAAAUAGGUGCAUGAGUGGAUAAAGGCACAGAGAGGAAGAACUUAAUGAUGUGUGAACUGGGUCUUUCUAACUAAGCUCAAGGCUUGGAUUAGAUUAGCCACACCUUUGCAGGAAAGCCAGCUGUUAAACAUUUACUGCAGUACAAAUAGGUAAUUUCCAUGCUAAGUCUCCAGCUGUGCAGGUGUAGUAAAGGGAUCUUUAACCACAGGUCAAGGUCUUUUCAAGCAGGUGUAGAAGAGGCACCAGAAGAACUGUCUGCUGCAAACGCAACAGCUUCAGGUAUUUAUAAAAUUGAAUACAAUUUGUAUUCAAUUUCCAAAUGUCCUAGUUCAGAAGAUUAACUAUGAUUUAUCAAAAGAGACAGGAACUUUCUAAGGUCAUAUGUAUUUUCUAUCUUUAGGUCUACAGAGCUUGUAUCUAGACUGCUUUCUCUUUGAAGGAGAAGGAAGCUAUUCAGAGCAGCUUCUGUAUUUUGUUUAACUUUGGUGAUCUGACAUAAUUCCAAAAUGGAAAGUGUAUACUUCAAUAUUUAGGCUACUUAAGAAGUAACAAAAGUCUCAGAAAACUGAAGUCUGAGCUGGUGCUCCCAGUCAAGUGUGACUUGCUGAGGCUGAAAACACUUUACAUAAUUUUCACAAACUGUUUAGGAUGCAGACAUAAGAGGCAACAAGUCAGGCAAAUAUUCUGAAAUAAAGACCUCUUCCUGCAUUAGGUCUGUAGUCAAAUUUGGGGAAAAGUGUGAGAAAUAAUCCAGUCUUCCUUUCCUUUGAGAAGUACCUAGUAACGAAGCUUUAGUAAAGCCCCAAGAUACUCUAAAACAGAUGAUAUAUUGUUCUUUAAGACAGCUGAUAGUGAAGUUAUUAUGCAAAGUAUCACUGACAGAGCAAGUGUGUAUAGCCCACUGAGAUCCCACUUUAAAUUACUGCUGAAUUUAAGUACUUAACAGGCAGAAAACUUAUACUUCUAUUGCAGAGUAACCCACAAUGUGUGGCUCAACAUUAAAACCAUGAACAGGAGACAAUUCCCAUGCAAGUGACUGCUCUAAGCUGUAUGGAGAUGACAAGCUCUAUGUUAAGUUCUGUACUUGCUGUUGGUGUGUUUGGUUGGUUUUGUUUGUUUUUAAGUAAGUGUUCUUUUAAUUUCCAGUGUGUUUUCAGAACUUAAGUGCUCUACUCUCAUUUUCAGAGAUUUUCUUUCCACUGGAAUUAAAGGUUUCCCACUCAAUGCUCGUCUUUUAUGUAUGGGCUGUACAGUUGACAGCUGAAGGAUUCACAUGGAACAUGCUGGGAGAGGUGCUAUAUUAAAAAUAUUGAUAGGCUACGAUUAAAGUAAGUCUCAGCUGCCAAAAUCUUGCAAAGCCAGAUUUCCUCUCUACGUCUCUGAAGAGCUGACUGCUAAAGUAGCCUCAGUUAUGCUGCUUCUGGUUUAUGCUCCAGAUUCUGUGAAUAAUGACUCUAUUUUUCAGAAGAGGGACACUUACCAGCGUACAGAGCAUGUGUGGCUAUAGUGGUUCAGAGCAUAGAGGGGAUAUGUCAAUAUCUGAUACAGCUCUUGUUUAACUCCAGCAGGGUGGAAGGCACCAUGUCAUCAGUACAAGAGAAAUCCUCAGCUCUGGAGGAACUAAGGAACCGGCUUGCAACAAGUGACUGGGCUAUUGCAGGGCUAGUGGUGAUUGGCAUCUUCUGCCUUGUUUUUGUUGCUUUUCUCUUAAUUGCGGCCAUCUUUGGGUGCUGCUCAUCACCAAGGCACAAACGGACUAGGGCAUAAACAGUGAAGCUGAGAUGCAGUACUUGGAGCCCUGCAUUUAAGCAAGAAUCAGCCCAGCAACAAUAUGUUGUUCUCAUCUUCUGUCUCUGGGUGGUUAUUUUCCCUUGUACAGCUUUCCCACGUUGAGAACGACGCACCAAUGCCAGCAGGUUGUUCUGAAAGUCCACGGCAAACCCCAUGCAUAAGGCAAUCUGUAUUCAGGAAGUGAAUGAGGACUCUGGUAUUUCGCUAAUUAUGUCUCUGCCUGAUUUUCGUCUUUGAAGCAAAACCACAGGAUAAACUUGCCAAGUGGUCAGCAACUACCUUAAAACAAUGAAGAUGUCUUCCACUACUGCAAUUACUUGUUUGUUUUUCUAUUUUGCAAAGGGGCAUUAGGAAACUGAUCAGCAGAAGCUUUGUCUGAAUCAGUUCUCUAAAAUCAGCUUAUACAGUUGUUCUCCUAUCGUACUCGAACAAUAUCCUAAAUACACUAUGCAAAAAAUUUGCCUGCCAGAAUACAAA
This is a messenger RNA of Numida meleagris (helmeted guineafowl), 6302 nucleotides long. It is a transcript of the gene SMIM5, whose product is annotated as small integral membrane protein 5. NCBI's taxonomy places the organism in Eukaryota, Metazoa, Chordata, Aves, Galliformes, Numididae. The transcript has 4 exons. The record is from RefSeq and is a predicted model, not a curated record. Bases 437 to 685 code for a protein of 82 amino acids.